UUGGCUUAUGCAAAAACAUGAGGGUAGGGGUUGAGGUUGGGUUACUUCUCUUAUCUUGGGACUGUGAUCCAGGUGUAAUAGUUCCUGAAUUUGACCAAUAGCAGAUCUAGUGUGACUAAAGAUAUUUUUAGAAAUUCCUUCCCCAAAAAAAGUUCCAGCAAGCCUUAUUCUUUAUGGAGAAACAUUCUUUUAGACAGAGUGGGCCUUUAUUAACCUGUAACAAACUAUUACCUGGGUUAAAUGUCAACUAUUUCUGUUGUUUAGCUUCUGUUAUGACUGUCUCAUAAUGCAUAUUUUCUAUAUAGUCUCAAGUAAUUUUCACAAACAAGAAACAUCAACUCGGGAUAUCAGUCCAAGGAUCAAAGCAUGUACAUAAGAGGGAUUGUUAAUGGUUUAUUUCAGAAUUGGCUGUAUAUGUGUAUAAAAUUUGGUGUGGCUGGGAUUUAUUAAAAUAGGUGUGGCUUCUGAUAACAAAUCUAGCUGAAUGACUGCAGCUACUUUUGCGACUGAAUCUUGGAGAUAAUUUUCAAACUUCUAUAAAUAAGAUCAGUUCCCCUGGUUCUAUGAGAGGUGAUUGAAAGAUGAAUGUGAAUUUGAAAUUUAAAUAAAUCAGGACCAAAACAAGAAAAGUGGAAAUAACAUCUCACUUCCUCCAGGAGACUUAGCGUUUUUAUGUUUGAAUAGGCCGUAUAGUACAUGUUGGAUCAAGUACAUGUUUUGGAUCCUUGGUUAGCCCUAUUGGGUAGAGUUUAAAUGUUCCCAUUCAUGCUGAAUGCAGGUUUAAUUUAUGUUAUGCUGGAAUUACAAAUAGGUAAGUUAUUCCUGUUUUUCUAAUGUAGUUUAUGCAAUAGCUCUCAAAUAUUUACAAGUGGAAAACCAUUUACCAUUCACCAUGUAAAAAAGAUUUAUUAUAGUGUCCAUUUUACAUUGCGACAUCAUGACAGUUUAAAGAUCCACUGCAGUUUCAUUCCACACACAGACUGACUGCUUCUCAGCAGCUAUAACAGCACUUGAUCAGAUGAAAUGUACAGAAUCUUAUUUUUAAUUAUAUGUUGAUUCUAAUAAAAAUCAAAGCUGUGUUGUUUCAAUCAUUUGGCCUUUAUUCUCAGUUUGUAUUCAAUGGCCGUUUCUAUGAUUAACUUUCAUAACCAUGUUGUUCUUUUACUCACAGCAGCCAUGACAGAGCUGACAGAGGCAGCACUGACCUAUGACCUCUGUCUCCCUCUCAGGUUUCAGCCGCAUUAUGACUAAACUAGCAGCUUCUGGGGCGGUGGAGCACCCCCAAUCCUACAUUAUUUUUCUAGUGGUCUUCCUCUUCUUCUUGACGGGUCUGCUGGGCUUCCUUAUCUGCCACCUGCUGAAGAAGAAGGGCUACCACUGCCGAACCGGAGACCUGGAGGAUGAAGAGGACAAGCUUAAGGAAGACGAAGAUGAUGAGAACGAUGAGAACCAGGACACCGUGGAGCAGAUUCUUAAAUGCAUCAUGGAAAAUGAAGCCAACAUGGAGGCCUUCAAUGAGAUGCUGGGAAACCAUAACGUCUGUGUGCGCCAUGAUCCACGGUUGCGUAAGGAGUCCAUUGGUGGCAUUCCUCCCCAUCUCCAUACAGUCCACUCAGGAACCGACCUCAACUCCUGCCUCCUCUGCGCCCAGGUCAAAGCGAAGAGGGGCCGCAGACAGAGCAGGACACCCCGCUUCAAACAACGACCCAGAGAGCAGACUGUCUUCUCCGUUGGAAGAUUUCGGGUGACACACUCUGACAAGAAGCUCCAUGGAAGUCCUAACCUAUUGGCUUUUUCGGGGGACCAGCUGGACCAGUCCCAAGAUAGUGAGGAGAGAAAGGAGGACGGGUACAAUCUGAAGAAUAUGUUUAAGGAAGUCCAACCGCCUUCAGAUGGUGCCAAUGGUGUUGCUGCAAAUGUGGGGAAAAGGAAGAAGAGUGUGACCAUAUUUGGGCUGAGGCGGGGCAGUGAUCCUUUAGGUUUGAGAGUAAAAGACAGGGUAGAUAGAGACACUGGGGGGAUUAGAUUUGCUGUUCAACAGCCACCUGUUGUGCUGGAGGAAUCAGUCCAGGCAGUGAGUGUAGAGGCUAAUCCAGAACAUGAUACUAAAGCUGCUGCCAAGCUGAAUACUGAGUCUACAUCAGCUCAGCAUGAAGGUAUAACUUCUAUUCUCAAAAAAUCCUCCAACUCUAACUCUGGUUCCCAGGAAAGUUCCAGGCUUGGCCUGCAAGGAAAAAUGGCUGCAGGAGCCUCUGCUCCUUCCUCCCUGCCUGUUUCACCUGGGAAAUCUGUAGAUGUCGACAAUAAAAUAUUCAAGAUUGAAGAUCCUGGACCACUUCAGACCUCAACCCCCGUUGACGCCAUACCUGCACCAAUCCCAGGUUUCACCUCUGUUAUGCCCACUGGUCAGUCCCAUUUGAACAAAGACCUUACGACUGCCAGAGUUUCCUCUGACCCAUGUUCCAGCCCAGAUCCAGAACCAGCUGCCAGCAGAGGCCUUGCUUUGAUAAGCUUGGGUUCAUCUCCUGCAUCUUCCUUCCAAGCCAAGACUUUUUCAUCUGUCUCAUCAUUAAAAACGCCAACCUCAUCCCUGGCAGAGUCACCAAGCCCCAAAAGCAGCUUAGGAAACUUAACAGAGGCUAGCAAGAGCAAACCAUUAGCAUCACUUGCCCCAUGUUCUUCUCCAACUGCAGCCUCACCCCGUUCAACCCUAAAGUCAGAAAGUUUGACUUCUGUGAGAUCUACAACCCAUGAAGACAUAUUUCCAAGUUCUUAUUCCACAAAGGAACACAAGCUAGAAGGACAGAUUGAAGAAAAGAUAGAAAUAAAAAGACCUGGAAUCCUAAGGACAUCCAAACUGUCUCCAGUUGCAGCAGGAGAUCUAGGCUCUUCGUUUGAGCAGGUUUUAAACGACAGACUGAGCAAUUUACCUUUGACGCCUCCCAGCCCGUUGUCCUCGUCCUCACUUCAAGAAGGGAGAGUAACUAGUGUAACAAUUGUUAAAGCCAGUCCUGACAGCAAGAGGGAGUUCUCUGUGGUCACUAUGGUGGACAAAGAAGAAGCCUCCUCAUCAAACCAGAGGUUGAAGAGUUCCCAAGAUGGAUUUAAAUCAGAGAGAGAGGAAACAAACCCCACCUUUAGAAAGCAAGAACAGAUUUUUAUUGGUGUAUCUCAGACUCAGAGAAAGGAAACCUCAGGAGGAGAAACCAGAUCAUAUCCAGGUCAAGACAAGGAUGACAUGAUGGAGAUGGAAGACAUUAGAGACUGCCAGGUGACACAGGUGGAAGGAGCUGAGGGGCCGAAAGAGGACACUGACAAGACGUUGGAUAACCAAUCACAACAAAAUCAAGAAGGGGAGUGCCAAGAUGAUGAAGAGUCUACUGGAUCCAGAAAUGAUCCAAUCAGAGAGACAAGAGAAACCACAAACUGAACGACACGAAGAGACAAGUGAUCAGAUCAAUGACAAUAUACUAUGAUGAGCAUUCUUUUAUUCAUUUAACCUCAGAUGAUUGUUUUGGAAAAGUUUUUUUUUCACUUUCCAGCCAAUGAGAGUGAAAUUGACUCCAGACCUUCAUAUUUAUGUUAAUGUAAACGUUAUGAUUUGUCAAUAUCAGUUUUGAAAUGUGUCUGAACACUGGAGCAACGUUUGUCCACACAUGGCUGGCAUAUUGUAACCUCUCCACAGAUCCACACCAUUGUCUCCAGGCCUGUACGAGAUUUUACAUUUCCUGUGCUUUGUUACAUAUUCACACAUUCACACGUUCCAUGAAGAGUGAUAUGGUAGGUCUCCUUUUAAUAUGACUAAAAUGAUCCAGUAGGGGAAAAUGUUGGGAUCCUUUGCUUUAAUAGCCUGUUGUCAACUCCUUUCUGUGCUGCUACUUCAGCCACUUGAAUAUUUCCUGAUAGCUUCUUCAAGAAGUAUUUGUAUCCAUUAGAUACAUUUAGUUAUUUCAAUUUACACAAUUUUAUUUUCAAUGGAAACACAGCUACUGACAGCAGAGGUUAGAUCAAAUCAUUAUGAGUCGCAAGUCUCAAGCGAAGUCCCAAGUAAAGACAUUCAGGUGCAAAGUCAUAAUCAAGUGUUAAGUUCAAGUUCUAAGUUCUUAAUUUUUUCUGUCUUACUAAGUCAUUUUUACCAAAUAUGUCAUUCAGUUUCAGAGUAACAACACUAGACUUCAACUAUGACUACCUAAAAAAAGGUGGAUUUAUUUACCAAAGCGAGCAAAUUUAAACAAAUGAGUUGAAAACGGAAAUAUAUUUACUUUACCGCUGAUGUUAAGUGUCAGAAUGCACAUGCAUGUUUAAUGUAUAAAUUAAAUAACUAAAUGCAACAAAAGAUGUCUCCCAAAAUAUAGUCUUAGUUACGUAUCUAAUUUUUAAAGAAAUAAUUUGUAUUCUGUUUGCGUGUGUGAGAAUGAAAACUGAGAGAGGAUGGAAGAAACCCAACACUUACAUAAAGUCAAAGACAUUAACAGAAAUGAAUCAAACUGCAAUUAACAUGUUUAUGUCUAACUUCAUAUAUAUACACUGCUCAAAAAAAUAAAGGGAACACUCAAAUAACACAUCCUAGAUCUGAAUGAAUGAAAUAAAUAUGAAAAUAAUUUCCACAUGAUGUCUAUUCCAUUUGCACAAGAGGAGGUGAUAUUGAUUGUCAAUCAGUGUUGCUGUCUAAGUGGACAGUUUGUUUUCACAGAAGUUUGAUUUACUUGGAGUUAUAUUGUGUUGUUUGAGUGUUCCCUUUAUUUUUUUGAGCAGUACAUAUAUAUAAAUAGUGGAAAAUCAUUUUCUGUUUCCAUAUUUAAAAACUUUGUUCUCAGUUUUGAAUAAAUGCUAAAAAUCUAAGGUAUACAUUACAUCAUAAUGAACGAGACAAAGUGUGGGAAGUACAUGAAUGAGUCUCGAACUUCUGAAUUAAAGGAACAGUAAGUGCUUUUAUUUUACUGAUCAGCCGGAAGUGUCUUUACAAGUGAUCAUUAUUGUCAUUAUUAUGAAGCUACAGGUAACAUCAACAGAUAGUUAUGAGCCAUUAACAGACAUCAACAGUUUUCCAGAGACCUGAAUGUUUAUUAUUAUUAUUAUUUUAAUUUCUUCAGAAUAUUACAAAGAUGUCAUCAGUUGCAGAUUCUGACACAGGUUCAUUUCAUUAUAAAAAACUCACCACAAACAAAGAAAGAUUCUUCUUAGCUAUGUCACAAUCCUGCUUAAGUCGUCAGAGACCCGACCACCGAGGUCAGACUAACGGCGGUAAAAAUGGUUUAACAUGCACCACCUUCACCCCAAUCGGAUGGGUGAUUAUUGAAUUCCCUCCAGGUCAAGUUCUUUAUUAUAUCAACUUAUAUAAUAAGUUUUGUUUGUAGCGAGAAACUGAGCUGCCAAUAAAUGGAUGUAAUAUAAACUAUACCAAUAAAAUGAACAUGUAAACAAUUAA
Molecule: messenger RNA, 5428 nt
Organism: Poeciliopsis prolifica (blackstripe livebearer)
Lineage: Eukaryota; Metazoa; Chordata; Actinopteri; Cyprinodontiformes; Poeciliidae
Gene: rell2
Product: RELT like 2
Exons: 5
Coding region: 1208-3430 (740 amino acids)
Biological process (GO): positive regulation of cell-substrate adhesion; positive regulation of p38MAPK cascade
Source: RefSeq, a predicted model, not a curated record